Cricetulus griseus (Chinese hamster) is the source of this 1989-nucleotide messenger RNA. Lineage: Eukaryota; Metazoa; Chordata; Mammalia; Rodentia; Cricetidae. The record is from RefSeq and is a predicted model, not a curated record.
AUGCGUGAAGCAGAGGCUAACUUAGAAAGUCCAAUAAAAUCACAGAUUGAACUAAUCAUCAUUGCUUUUAUAAGAAUCAUCUUCAUUAUGAUCUGCAAGUGUUUUCAUUUUGCACUCUUUCUCUUUUCAAAUUCUUUGCAGGCAUUUGGACAGUCCUUCUCUAUCCACCGUAAAGUGGCUGAGGAUGGAGAGACUCGGGAGGAAACACUUCUACAGGAGUCUGCAUCCAAGGAAGCUUACUAUCUAAACAAGAUCUUGGAGAUGCAGAAUGAACUGAAGCAGAGCCGGACUGUGGUUACAAAUGUCCAGGCAGAAAAUGAGAGGCUCAUAGCUGUUGUACAGGAACUGAAGGAGAACAAUGAGAUGGUGGAGCUACAGAGAAUCCGAAUGAAAGAUGAAAUCCGAGAAUAUAAAUUCCGGGAGACCAGACUCCUUCAGGACUAUACAGAACUGGAAGAAGAAAAUAUUACAUUGCAGAAACUAGUGUCCACAUUAAAACAGAACCAGGUUGAAUAUGAAGGCUUAAAGCAUGAAAUUAAGCGAUUUGAAGAAGAAACAGUGCUACUGAACAGCCAGCUAGAAGAUGCCAUCCGACUGAAAGAGAUUGCUGAGCAUCAGCUGGAAGAAGCCCUUGAGACACUGAAAAAUGAAAGAGAGCAAAAAAACAACCUGAGGAAGGAGCUGUCCCAGUACAUCAACCUCAGUGAUAACCACAUCAGCAUCUCGGUAGAUGGGCUCAAGUUUGCUGAGGAUGGGGGUGAGCCAAACAAUGAUGACAAGAUGAAUGGACAUAUCCAUGGGCCUCUUGGGAAAAUGAAUGGAGACUACCGUACUCCUGCAUCAAGGAAAGGAGAAUCCCUACACCCUGUGUCUGACUUAUUCAGUGAGCUAAACAUUUCAGAAAUACAGAAAUUGAAGCAGCAACUCAUGCAGGUAGAGCGAGAAAAAGCCAUUCUUCUGGCCAACCUCCAGGAGUCACAAACCCAGCUAGAACACACCAAGGGGGCACUGACAGAGCAGCAUGAGCCAGUGCACAGACGCAAGGAGCUCAAGACUGAGCUAGACUGUGAGAAGGGCAAGAACUCAGCAGAGGAGGCCCACGACUAUGAGGUGGACAUCAAUGGCUUAGAGAUCCUUGAGUGCAAAUAUAGAGUGGCUGUCACUGAGGUCAUUGAUUUGAAAGCAGAAAUUAAGGCCUUAAAGGAGAAAUAUAAUAAAUCUGUAGAAAAUUAUACAGAAGAAAAAACAAAAUAUGAGAGUAAGAUCCAAAUGUAUGAUGAACAAGUAACAAACCUUGAGAAGACAUCUAAGGAGAGUGGCGAGAAGAUGGCCCACAUGGAGAAGGAGUUGCAAAAAAUAACUGGCAUAGCCAAUGAAAACCACAACACCCUCAAUACAGCCCAGGAUGAGUUGGUGACAUUUAGUGAGGAACUAGCACAGCUUUACCAUCAUGUAUGUCUAUGUAAUAAUGAAACUCCCAACAGAGUCAUGUUGGACUACUACAGGCAAAGCAGAGUUACCCGAAGUGGCAGCCUCAAGGGACCUGAUGAUCCCAGAGGACUUUUGUCUCCAAGAUUAUCCAGGAGGGGUAUGUCAUCCCCAGUAGAAUCAAGGACAUCAUCUGAACCAGUUUCAAAAGAAAACACAGAGACUAUUAAAGAGCCAAGUCCAUCUAAGACUCCCACAAUCUCUCCUGUUAUUACUGCCCCACCAUCAUCUCCAGUUUUGGAUACAAGUGAUAUCCGCAAAGAGCCAAUGAAUAUCUACAACCUCAAUGCCAUAAUCAGGGACCAAAUCAAACAUCUGCAGAAAGCAGUGGACAGAUCCUUACAGCUAUCUCGUCAAAGAGCAGCAGCCCGAGAGUUGGCUCCCAUGAUUGAUAAGGACAAAGAAGCCUUAAUGGAAGAGAUUCUCAAGCUGAAGUCCUUGCUAAGCACCAAACGGGAGCAGAUUGCCACACUGAGGGCCGUGUUGAAAGCCAAUAAGCAG